AACUUGUGCGCCAAGGCUCACGUCUUCGUUCGAUCUCUCCUGAUUUGACGAUACACUCCUCCAUCUCACUCUAGUUGUAUUAUUCUACACGCGUGUUUAACGCGCCUGAACCGCCACGGGACACAGGCUGAACUACACAAUCACCAUAUCUUCAAUUCCACGAUUAUCUUUAGCUGGGGAAACGGAGAGAAAACAAUCUUCGGUAGCUCUAGUAUAACCCCAGAACCUCGACCACGAACCGAUUGAUGACCACGGAUUGUUCGAGCAUUACUACCUGUAAUGUCGUCAAACAAUAGCGCUCCCGCGGCAAAACGCCGUUUCUCACUUACUCUUGAUGACGGUUUCGCCAGCUGCACGCUAUCGCCUUCUACUACCACCCAAGUUUGCUAUGGUGCCCUAUACGACGGCAAGGCGAAAUGUCUUGAUGGCUGGAAAGCGAUUGACAGCAAAAUUCAAGGUCAAACAAAGCGCUCAUCAUUUUUCUCCUUUCCCGUGAGGAGAAUGGGAACCAGUUUCUAUAUAUUCUUCGAAGACGAGAUCGCGCUGGCCGUCGUUGACCAACGGACACAAAAAUGGUUGGCAGCCUUGGAUCCCGUGCCAAAUGCCCGAUUUGAGGCGUUGUUCGCUGCAGGAUCUUUCACAAAACGAAGGAACAUUCCCAAGAAGGGAGUAGUGUUGGAUGGGAUGUCAGUCAAUAUCUUUGGCCCACAGGACGGAGUUGUCGAAAAGGACGCCGGCAAGCGCUUGAGGCAAGUCUCCGCAUUCCUUCAACAUCCGAUGGAACUGGCCUCGAACAUUCAAUACUACAAUCCUCAGUUCUUUGUCAGACCUGGCCGUGACAGGAACAUAACCCAUCUCGUUGGAGCUUGUCGCACCGAUAACUCUCUUGUUGCAGUCGGGGCGAGAAUUGCCCACGAAGUCAACGGCAUAUUGGAGUCCUUAGGAGGAGGACCAUUCGACGAGGGACUCGAGUUUAUUCCCCCCAUGGGUCUGUCCUCUGAGCUGAAAAGGCACCAGAUACAAGCCCUGCUCUUCGUUCUCAAACGAGAACCUGGAAACUCUUUCUCCCAGAAAUCACAAAUCGGUGUCCUUACAUCAACAAAGUCUAAUUUUCUGCCGAAAGAGACUCCUCAAGGCAACUUUGGUGGGCUAAUUGCCGACGUGAUGGGAAUGGGCAAGUCACUUACAAUUCUCACAACGAUCCUAUGCACUCUAGAGGAUGCUCGCAACUUCCCCCAUUUCUCUUUUCAGUCGCAAAACGUCGCUGAACCAGACCGAAGAACACCAACACAAGCCACUCUGGUUGUUGUACCCUCAGCGCAGCUUAUGUACAACUGGGUAGCAGAGAUAGAGAGUCACAUGCCUGGAGCCCUGAAACUCAUUCUGUUCCAUGGUCAACGUCGACCUAAGAACCCUGAAUCGCUGGCGUCAAUUGAUGUGGUUCUUACAACGUACGGAACGCUUGCUGCUGAUCACAAGAAGGCUCGCUUGCUUCAGAAAAUGGAGUGGUAUAGAGUUGUUUUGGACGAAGCCCAUUGGAUUCGUAAUCCAUCCUCACAACAAUUCCGAGCGGCUACCAGUCUCAGCACGAGCCGACGAUGGUGCUUAACUGGUACUCCCAUACAAAACAAGUUCGAUGACCUGGCGUCUCUCGCCCAGUUCCUUCGCGUUCCGCCGUAUCCUGACAAAAACGUCUUCCGGAAACAUGUGCUCGAACCCCUUGAAAAGGGGGAUCAAGGAUGUGUUGAUCCCUUACGGUUCUAUCUUCGCCAGAAUUGUCUUCGUCGCACAGACAAGUGCCUCAACCUCCCUAUGUUAACCGAGGAGCCCGUCUAUCUGCAACUAUCAAAUGAGGAGCAGGAGGCAUAUGACAGGAUUCUGAGCACCGCGAUACGUGCACUGGAUGAUAUUGUCAGUAGUGCCGACAAGACCAAACAGUCCAAAAAUGAAAAGAUCACUGUACUUUUCACAGCUCUUACAAGGUUGCGUAGGCUUUGCGACCUCGGAACGUUGCCGCCUAUACAGUCUUCUCCGGGAGACCCGGGACAAUCAACCGAGGAUUCCGACAUGCUGUGUGAGCUUUGUUCAUCGCAAGAUGCGGAUGGAUCUCUGUUGUUGAAGGAUGAACAGUUCUGUCCUGAUUGCUCGCGACCUCUUCGCUCCCAAAGAUCAGCAAGGAACACUGGCUACCUCACGCCAGCCAGUCAGCCAGACGGUGUUGACGAUCGCGCAACGAGCCCCUUCAUCCUGUCCAUGGACAAUGGGCACUCCACAAAGCUCUUGAAGGUCAGAGACAACGUGCUCCAGGCCCUCCAAGUUCAACCUGGCAUCAAGCAUCUAAUCUUUUCCGCUUGGACAUCAUCCCUCGGCUAUCUCGCCCAGCUCAUGCAGCAAGCUGGAAUCGCUCACGCGCAGAUCAACGGACGAACCAGCAAUGCAGAGCGCUUGAAACAUCUCAGAGCUUUCCAGGAAGACUCUCAAGUCUCUGUCCUCCUCAUGUCAAUUGGCACAGGGGCUGUCGGCCUCACACUCACGGCAGCCAGCCACGUCCACAUCGUCGAACCGCAUUGGAACCCCUCAGUCGAGGAACAAGCCAUCGGCCGAGCGCGCCGCAUGGGUCAAACCAAGGAAGUUGUGGUGACGAGGUACAUCACGACGGGGACCGUUGAACAGAACAUCCUCUCCCUCCAGCAAAAGAAGAAGAACAUCGCCCGCUUCACCUUCGAUGCCUCAAGCGGUGAUGCAGUGAGCGAAAGACUGGAUGACUUCAAGUUCGUUCUGGAUGCCAAACUCCCCUCCUGAAAGCUCGUGUGCGCAGCGGGAGCUCAAUAUUGGGGUAAUGUAGGACGGCAUAGGGAUCCUUUUGGCAAUUGUUGUAGGUAGGUAUUACAGGAUAAGGAGGAUGUAAUAAGAUGAGCAAGUUGUAUGUAGCGGGUUGUGCGUUAAAAAGGAAGUGGACACCUAUAGAGCUAAGGAGAAAACAAAAUGCGGAAGGGAAAAAAAAA
This is a messenger RNA of Neurospora tetraspora, 3005 nucleotides long. RefSeq names its product SNF2 family N-terminal domain-containing protein. Bases 280 to 2802 code for a protein of 840 amino acids. Gene Ontology annotation, molecular function: ATP binding; ATP-dependent chromatin remodeler activity. The transcript has 11 exons. Gene Ontology annotation, biological process: DNA repair. The record is from RefSeq and is a predicted model, not a curated record. Lineage: Eukaryota; Fungi; Ascomycota; Sordariomycetes; Sordariales; Sordariaceae. Gene Ontology annotation, cellular component: nucleus.